AUGGUGAAGACUAGGAGUUCAGGGGUGAUAAAAGCUGACGAGUCAGCAGUUAGAGAGCAUGAGGUUGAAGGUGAGGAGGGAUUUGAUGAUGAAGAAGAGGUGGAGGAGGGAUUUGAUGAUGAGGAAGAAGUCGCUUUGAAGGCCAGGAAGAAGAAGGGCAAGGCAGUUGCUCAUCAUGGAGAUGUAGAGGAGCCUUCAGAGAAGAAGUCUUGUAAGAGGAAGAGUGAGGCAAAGGAAGACAAUGGGAAGAAAAAAAGACUGAGACCUAAAUACCCUAACAUGCGGUGUGCUCCAAUGAGGCUAUAUGAUACUAUGGUGAAGAUUAAAAAGGACGACGCAAAGCGUAAGGACAUUGAAGAUAUAGGACUUGGUUGUUUGAUUGAGAUGAAUGGUUUUGUUCUACACCGUGGCCUUGUCAAUGCACUUUUUGGGCGUUUUGAUCCGAAGAAUAUGGUGCUGAGGGUUCAUGGACUUGAAUUGAAUGUGUCUGCCAAGGAUGUGGAGCAUGUGUUGGGGUUGAAGGACAGAGGUCUGGACAUUAAGAAGCUGUGUUCCCUUGAUGCUCAGAGUGAUUUGCAGCAAUGCAGAGCUGAUCUUGGGUUUGAAAGAACAGGAGAAAUAUUUGCUGGUUAUUUGGAAGAAAGGAUAACAAGUCUCCCGGCUGGGCUGAAGCACAAGGCAGCAUUUUUGCUAUAUGCGCUGCUUGUAUUCCUCAGGCCAGAGACUGGUAUGAAGGUUUCGGAUUUGAUGAUUAGGUUCCUACCUCACAUUGGUAGGUUGAAGAAAUUCAACUGGGCUAGUUAUGUCCUGGAUGGCAUUGUGGAGUGGGCAGAGAAAGUUGCAGAAAAGCCUAGAGGUUACAUCGGUGGAUGUGGGCUCUUUCUAAUGUUGUUUUACUUGGAGAGUGCACCCCUUUUGUCGCGUGAUGUACUUCCUUUGACUGAGUUGCCAUCUCCCCGAUUGUGUCAUCUAGGGAAGAUGCAAUUGAUGGAGCUGCAGAAGGCAUUGCAAAACAGGGGUGGCAUAAGUGGUCUUGAUAUGAAUUUUUAUGAUCCUAAACCACGAACCCAAUCUAUGCAUGCAAAAGUAGAUCAUGGAGGUUCACCUUCGUCGUCUAGUACGAACUACUUGGAGGAGAAGUUCAGUGUGUUGGAGCAGAGGGUUAUGACAGUGGAUGAUAAGAGAUGA
Molecule: messenger RNA, 1188 nt
Organism: Tripterygium wilfordii
Lineage: Eukaryota; Viridiplantae; Streptophyta; Magnoliopsida; Celastrales; Celastraceae
Exons: 5
Coding region: 1-1188 (395 amino acids)
Source: RefSeq, a predicted model, not a curated record